This is a messenger RNA of Metschnikowia bicuspidata var. bicuspidata NRRL YB-4993, 2381 nucleotides long. RefSeq names its product protein phosphatase regulator (gene GAC1). Gene Ontology annotation, molecular function: glycogen binding; protein phosphatase 1 binding. The record is from RefSeq and is a predicted model, not a curated record. The transcript has a single exon. Gene Ontology annotation, biological process: regulation of glycogen biosynthetic process. Gene Ontology annotation, cellular component: protein phosphatase type 1 complex. NCBI's taxonomy places the organism in Eukaryota, Fungi, Ascomycota, Pichiomycetes, Serinales, Metschnikowiaceae. Bases 133 to 2055 code for a protein of 640 amino acids.
CUGCAGCCUGACUUGGCCUGGUUCCGUUUUUUUUGUACUUUUAUUUUAUGGAUUGCUUCCUAUCCUUUUCUUCUUUUGUGCCCUUCUGAGCUUUCUAAGCGAACACCACCACACCACACAAACACACACGGAAUGUCCACAUUGACACUUUCCGUGGAGAGUUUCUUCAAGCCCGAGCUGGCUUCUUCGGUGCCUUCUUUGACGGCUGGAUCCGCAUCCAAAAAGCCAGCUCCGGCGGCUAAAAAAACACGCCUGGCCCCUGAGUUGGUGGCACGUGACCCCACAUCCUUGCCGGGCGGGUUCCUGGCGCCAGUUCCGGCAAUAUCAGUCCAGGAGCCAGGGGCUCAACCCGGGGCCUGUUUGCACGAGUCACGUGCCCAUGAUGACUCAGGGGCUGCUGUUCUGUGGACCGGCGCCGGCGCCGGGAUUGCCGCCGAUUCCGGCAUGGCCCCAAAAGACACAGUCUUGGAACACGUGCCGCCGCUUUUGCAGCGCCACAGCGCGCCCAAGUUUGUCGACAUCCCGCUGGUGAUCCAGGCGUUGCCGGCGCUUCCUUCGGCGCCCGUAGCCGCGGCCAAGACAGCAGGCCUUACGAUGAAUAGACCCGCGGCUAGCGGCAAGGAGAACCCCUUUGUGAGUCAGCAUGGUUUCAGCAUGGACGCGUCUGCUCCGGCCUUGCGCAAGUUGAAGCUGUCGUUGAAACUUCCCAAGUUGACCAAGCUGCAGUCCAUGUCGCAGCUUUCGCCGAAGUCGGUGCGCUUUGCCUCGCGCCUCGAGAAGGUCAAGAUGUUUGACGGCAUGGCCUCGCCGUCGACGGUGUCCCUCCAAUGCACGCCGGCCGGGUCGCCGAAAUACGGUUUUCUGCAUGAGGACUACUUCUCCGUCCACAAUCAUUUCAACGAUAUAUCAGAUGACGAGACUUACUCCAGCUCUGACUCCGACACUUACGCCGAGUUCACUCUGGACAGACAAUACAAGAUCGCCAAAAGCAACUUUACGGCGCCGCCCAACAUAUACGCCAGGCGCGGCUCUGCGGUGUAUCUCCAGAGCGUAUCCCUUGCUGCUGACAAGCAGCUGCUUGAGCUUCUCGUGAUGUGCCAGAACUUGGCGUUCGAAAAGAAUUUGCUGGUCAAACUCACAUUCAACGACUGGCAGAGCCUGAUGAUCUACACCUCGGCCGCCUACUGCAAACUGUUUUCCUCGGUGAACUACGACCAGUUCAAGUUCACAAUCCCCCUCAAGCACCUUCCCUCCCCCCUCUCGGCACAGUUCUGCAUCAAGUACGUUGUGAAUAACUCGACAUUCUGGGACAAUAAUGACACAAACAACUACAGACUUUCGCUUGAGAAGUGCGCCCGGCCGGCAGUUGCCAAGGAGAUGUUCAGUUUCAAGCCUUCGGCAGUGAAGGACAGCUUCACAUACAAGCCCCCCACGUUUUCGCCAAAGAGCUCGGUUGUGCUGGGAUCAGCCAUUUUCGCAACGCAAGCAAACGAUGAGGCGCCUGCCAACGUACCGAAGUCGGGCCCUGGCGUGUCACACUACAACGAACUCGUGAACAAAUUGAUGUCUGUCAAAGACUCGAAUGAUACGCCCAAGUACACCCGCUCGCUCGCCCUGUCGCCCAGACCUAGAUAUUCCCAAUCCUACAUGGCCAAGAGAGGCUCGGAUACAAACAUUCCAACUUUGCUGCUGGGAAAGAAGCCUUCAAGCGAGCCCCUGGCGCUUGAGGGACCAAGCACUGGAAAAACAGUUGCGGCACUGGUAGACAAGCGCUUGGAAGAGAGAACUGACGGGCCAGCGGGUGGCAGCAGACCGGCUCUGCUGCGUUCGCAUGGAUCUGUGCCUGCGACUCUCUCGAGCACAAACAUCGGCGCUAUGUCAUAUGCGGACUUGCUACAAAACUACUGUUUCAAUGGUGCCAACGCCAAGGCGCCGGGCGCAAACCACAUGGGCUCCUUCAACAGCUCGUGUAACAGCUCGAGCAACUCGCUCAGCUCCGACUACACGACUCUCGCGUCCACCUUGCAUUCAGUAAACGACUCAUUUUUCGUGUGAGCAGAUCCUGCCCGUUGGACACGAGCAGGACAAUUAUAGAUUCCCCCAGCGCUGCUUGGAUGGUGACUUCCGCGAUACAAACAUGAAGCCCGCGUUUCGCUUCUUAGGAUUUGAGAUUUAAAUACACACAUUUUGAUACUUCCACUACCGAAAACAAUGCAGUAUUGUAGAGGUGUCAGACUGAAGUUGUCUUUUCUUAUCGGAUUUUCGGGAGUGUGCACACGCUCUAUGCUGGUUGGGAGCAUUGGGUCCAAAUUCCGCACUAUCGCAAGUACGAGACCCGCGGUCUGGGGCCGCGGUCUUGGAACUCAAAUUGUCCAAUCGAC